CAAACGCAUAGAGCCUAACACCUGCCAGACUAUUUUACUAUUUUAAGUGUUAAUAUUUCCUGGAUUUGUCUAUGCCUGGAUUUGUCAUUCCGGAGUUUUCAGAGGAAGAUGACUUAAAUGAAAACGUGAGAGAUUUCUAAAGCAUCACGUAAUUUCCAUGCAUGUAAUUUGAGGAAAAGUGCUCUCUUUGCAUGAAGCAAACUUUUUGACAACUUGCGAAACCUUACCAAGCUGUGGGUCUACGUGAAGCAGUAUUACACGUUUACAUUGCCUACGGUGAUACACAUGUUCUACUAUUAGUUUGGAGGCAGAUUUCAAACGUUAUCAUUUUCGGAAGGCUAAACAACGCCACAGAAUGUGACAUCUACUGUCUAUCGACGACGCCGACUGAGCAUACCUGCAUUGCAAGACUCCAAAGGUUAACGCUGCCGUCAUUGCUAUGGAGACCACCCAAGCCCUCUUCUUUCUCCUGAGUUUAUGUGUCUACAGUUGCCAUGCCGACGCUCGGACUGCUCCCAGAGUGCAUUUGUCUUACAAAGAGCUGAUGGAGACGCGGACGGCACGGCCCUUCUCCUUCUCCUUCAACACCAGUGACUACCGCAUCCUGCACAUGGACCAGGACCAGGGCCGUCUCUACCUGGGCAGCCGGGAGUACCUGGUGGCCCUGGACAUGCACAACAUCAACAAGGAGCCCCUCAUAAUUCACUGGCCGGCCACUACCCAGAGGAAAGGAGAGUGUAGAAUGACUGGAAAGGGUGGGCAGGGGGAGUGUGCAAACUUUGUGCGUCUGAUUGAACCCUGGAAUCGCACACACCUAUACACCUGUGGCACAGGGGCCUAUAAGCCUAUCUGCACCUUCAUCAACAGAGGAUGGAGAGCAGAGGAGUACCUAUUUAGGUUGGUCCCUGGCUACGGGGACUCGGGGAAAGGGAAAUGCUCAUAUGACCCUCGACAGGAGAACGCUGCGGCCCUUAUCAAUGGGAAUCUGUAUGCAGGGGUCCACGUUGACUUCAUGGGCACGGACCCGGCCAUCUUUAGAACCCUGGGGGACAGACCUGCUGUCAGGACGGAGCAAUAUGACUCCCGCUGGCUGAAUGAGCCAGUGUUUGUUAAGAUCCAGCAGAUUCCUGACAGCUCCGAGAGGAAUGAUGAUAAACUCUACUUCUUCUUCCGGGAGAAGAGUCUGGACGGUGCCGGGGGGGCCAGCCCCAGUGUCCUGGCCAGGGUGGGCCGAGUAUGCCUGAAUGAUGAUGGGGGUCAGAGGUCACUGGUCAACAAGUGGACGACCUUCCUGAAAGUUCGGCUGGUGUGCUCAGUGAUAGGGAGCGAUGGUGUGGAGACCUAUUUCGACGAGCUGAAGGAUGUCUUUAUUCAGCCAACACAAGACCUUCGCAAUCCUGUCGUGUACGCCGUCUUUUCCACUGCGGGUUCUGUGUUUAAGGGCUCAGCCGUGUGUGUCUACUCUAUGUCCGACAUCCGCAAUGUCUUCAAUGGCCCUUUCUCACACAAGCACGGACACAACUACCAGUGGACCCCAUACACUGGAAAGAUCCCCUACCCUCGCCCUGGAACAUGUCCAGGAGGAACGUUCACCCCAGGCCUCCGCUCCACCAAGGAGUUUUCGGAUGAGGCGGUGAACUUUGUGAGGGCGCACCCCCUCAUGUACCACUCUGUCUACCCCAUACACAAGCGGCCUCUGGUGGUGCGAACGGGGGUGGACUACCGCUUCACCUCCAUCGUGGUGGACCUGGUGGAUGCUGUGGACGGGAGGUAUGAGGUGCUCUUCCUGGGCACCGAUCGUGGGACAGUCCAAAAGGUGAUAGUACUUCCUAAAGACACUAGCACAACGGAAGAGCUCACGUUAGAGGAGGUGGAGGUGUUCAGGACUCCAGCUCCUAUUAAGACUAUGAAGCUCUCAUCAAAAAGGCAACAGCUGUAUGUGUCGUCAGAGAUGGGGCUUACCCAGGUGUCCCUGCACAGGUGUGGCGUCUAUGGGAAGGCCUGUUCAGACUGCUGCCUGGCCAGAGACCCUUACUGUGCCUGGGAUGGGGAGACCUGCUCUGCCUUUAGCCCCUCCACCAAGAGGCGGAGCAGAAGACAGGAUAUUAAGCAUGGAGACCCCUUGCGGCAGUGCAGAGGGUUCAAUGCAAAAGUUGAGAAGCGUCUCAGUGAAACAGUGCAGUUUGGGGUGGAGGGGAGUAGCACGUUCCUGGAGUGCCAACCCAGGUCUCCACAAGCGACAGUCAAAUGGCUCUACCAGAAACCAGACGGCAGGAGGAAAGUGCUGAGCCGAGACAGAGAGGUGCUGAAGACUGGUCACGGCAUCCUGCUUAAGUCUCUGAGCCAUGCCGACGGGGGGCUGUACAACUGCCUGGCCACCGAGAACAACUUCAAGCACACGGUGGCACGCGUGGCCCUCCGCAUCCUGGACCGGGAGAUUGUGGAGGCCCUCACCUCCCCGGACGGCCCCCCGGAGGACCAGAACCCUCAUCACCACCGACACCCCCACCACCACCCUCCGCCUCCACCACCCCCUCCUCACAACCUGCCCCCGCAGUUCUCCUCCCAGCCAGAGAUCCGCCUCAUCAACCAGUACUGUCAGUCCUACUGGCAGCAGCUCAACCUCAACCUGCCCACCAAACGCACCAGCAGGCGGCACACUGAGAGCCAGCCAGAGCCAGCCCCGGGGGCCCGGAGCCACUCCUAGACCCCAUCUCCCUCACUCUACUUCACUGGUACCCGGGCCACUGUGGCCCUGCACAAUGGUAACGGGCAGACUCACUCAUGUUGUUGUGAUUUUGUUGUUGUUGUUGUUGUUGUUUAUCUCACUCCCAUUUAGGGUUAGUCUCCAUGAGCCCAAUCCUAACUUUAGAUCUGUGCACAUAGCUCUGUGGUUUCUUGCAAAGUUGGUGUUACACACACGGAGUGUUUGGUCAUAUGAAUCUUUAGAUUAAUCUGCAAAUUAACUACCCUAUUCCGUCCAAGCUAGUAACCUGGUUAGUAACCUGUAACUAGUUAGUAAUUAGGAACCUGAAUAGAAUCCCUGUUCCCAUAAGCCCAGGUAUUAUCAAUUGGACCACUACUUAUGUUAUAUUAUAAACUGGGUGGUUCGAGCCUUGAAUGCUGAUUGGCUGACAUCCGUGGUAUAUCAGACCGUAUACCACAGGUAUGACAAAACAUGUAUU
Messenger RNA from Salvelinus namaycush (lake trout), 3185 nucleotides. It is a transcript of the gene sema3gb, whose product is annotated as sema domain, immunoglobulin domain (Ig), short basic domain, secreted, (semaphorin) 3Gb. Gene Ontology annotation, biological process: negative regulation of axon extension involved in axon guidance; negative chemotaxis; neural crest cell migration. Bases 440 to 2707 code for a protein of 755 amino acids. NCBI's taxonomy places the organism in Eukaryota, Metazoa, Chordata, Actinopteri, Salmoniformes, Salmonidae. Gene Ontology annotation, molecular function: semaphorin receptor binding; chemorepellent activity. The record is from RefSeq and is a predicted model, not a curated record. The transcript is spliced from 18 exons.